This is a messenger RNA of Exophiala viscosa, 1197 nucleotides long. Its product is annotated as S1/P1 nuclease. Gene Ontology annotation, biological process: DNA catabolic process. The transcript has a single exon. The coding region runs from base 236 to 1063 and encodes 275 amino acids. Lineage: Eukaryota; Fungi; Ascomycota; Eurotiomycetes; Chaetothyriales; Herpotrichiellaceae. Gene Ontology annotation, molecular function: endonuclease activity; nucleic acid binding. The record is from RefSeq and is a predicted model, not a curated record.
UCAACAUCAUUCUCCCAGCCUCGCCUUGAACUCUCAACCACAACCCAUGACAACACAUCAACCCAGCCCAUCACAUCACUUGACCGCAUUGGCGACCAUGUAGAAAACAUAAGUACAACAACAACGACCAUCUGGGCCUCCCCAUUGCCGUCCCCAUCCCCGUCAUCACUCUCAUCAUCAACCACAUCCCGCCAUCUUCCCCUCCACCCUACCUGACACUCCCUUCGUAACGACAAUGCUGCUCUUCAUCCUCUUCACCCUCCUCCCGCAGAUCCAGGCAUGGGGCUCUCUCGGCCACCGCACAGUAGCCUACCUCGCCAGCCUCCACUUCACACCCGAAUCCAACACUUUCACCAACACCCUUCUCAACGGCCAAGACAUCUCCGAAGCAGCCCUCUUCCCAGAUAAAGUCCGACACAUGCCUCAAUUCGCAUACAGCGCAGGAUGGCACUACAUCGAUGCUCAGGACUCUCCACCCCAUCAAUGUGGCAUCAACAUGACCCGCGACUGUCUGGCCGAAGGUUGCGUCGUCAGCGCGAUCGCGAACCACACCGCUCGCGUCGCCGACCCUCAUCUCCCGCGGUUCUACCGUGGCCAGAGUCUCAGAUUCAUGAUCCAUUUCUUCGGCGACGUGCAUCAGCCUUUGCAUACCGAGGCCGAGGACCGCGGUGGGAAUGAGGUUUCCGUGUCUUUCGAUGGGCACGCUACGAACCUCCACAGUGCGUGGGACACGCUGAUCCCGAACAAACACGCCGGUGCGGGUCACGACGAUGAUAUGCUAGCGGCCUGGACAUGGGCGCAGAGGCUGUACGCCAACGAGAGCCAACCAUUUGACGAGUGCAUGAAUGACGCUGCUGAAUGUGGACUUGAAUGGGCGAGCGAGGCGAAUGCAUAUGUCUGCUCGUAUGUAUUGGCAAAAGACGUCCACGGUAAGGAUUUAGGUGGAGAAUACUAUGAAGGCGCAGUCCCCAUUGUAGAUGAAAUGAUUGGAAAGGCAGGACGAAGACUUGCAGCUUGGAUCAACGCCAUGACAGCGCCUGCAUCUGCUUUGGAAAUACAAUAAGAAAGGGGGUAUCUUCAUCUAGACACGCUCAGCACGCUGUAACGCUCAUUUAAGCACAAAAUCCUUGAUUGCUCAUAGGUCGACAAUUUCGAUCUCCGGAUCAGUCGUUCCACCGUCUUCGUCGUCGUCCAGAA